Dovyalis caffra is the source of this 2091-nucleotide messenger RNA. The record is from the annotation of a GenBank genome assembly. Lineage: Eukaryota; Viridiplantae; Streptophyta; Magnoliopsida; Malpighiales; Salicaceae.
AUGGGUGAGAUAGCGGGUGAGAUAGCAGAUACAACAAUGAAGAAGAAGAAGAAAAAGGGACGGCCUUCUCUUUUAGAGCUUCAAAAACGGUCUCUCAAGCAACAACAAUUACAAGAACAAAAAAGCCCUAAUUCUCUUAAAAACCCUAAUUCUCUCAAUUCCGAUUCUAUCCUUCCUAACCGUCGAUCCACCCGCCGCAGCUCUAAUUCCUAUGCACCAGAGUGGAUUGACGGAGACGACGAUGAAGAUGACGACGAAGACGAUGAGCGUAAAGAGAAGAAGCAUAAACUGUUGCGGGGAUUGAAUCCUCAAAAAAAUAAUGUUCAGAAUUCCAAUUCGCUGGGUCCUUCAAACUCUGAUUCGAAUGCUGAUGGCGGUAAUCACGAGGAGGGAAUUAGGAGGCGCAAGAUCAGCGACGUUCGUGUUGGAUCUGAUGAUUUGGGUGAAAAGGUUUUGAAAGGGACAGACACUCUUCAUGGGUCGUCGGUGGAGCCUGGUCCCACAACACCUUUGCCAGACAAAAAGUUGUUGGUCUUCAUUCUUGACAGACUUCAAAAGAAGGAUACUUAUGGGGUGUUUUCUGAGCCAGUGGAUCCAGAAGAGCUUCCUGAUUACUUUGACAUCGUUGAGAAUCCCAUGGAUUUUUCUACAUUGAGGAAAAAGUUAGACGAGGGAGCUUACACCAACUUGGAACAAUUUGAGAAAGAUGUUCUUCUGAUAUGUUCAAAUGCAAUGCAGUACAACUCUUCCGACACCAUUUACUUCCGACAGGCACGGGCCAUGCAAGAAAUUGCAAAGAAGGACUUUGAAAAUCUCAGGCAAGAUAGCGAUGACAGUGAACCACAACCCAAAAUUGUUAGGAGAGGGAGGCCACCAGGCCUUGGCAAGCUGAAAAAGUCACUUGAGAGGUCUCCUGUUGACCGUGUUGCUCCCGAAGCUUCCUCGGAUGCAACUCUUGCCACUGGAGGAGAUAACAAUAGCUUGUCCAAUGGUUACAAUCUCAGAAGAAGUUCUUCAUACAAGUACCAGCCUGCUGAUGCAUUGGUCAGGGCCUCUUAUGUGUCCCACAGCAGUGAAAAUUAUUCUACCUGGGUGUCUGAAUGGGAAAAUGAAUUUCCGGCUUCUGUUGUCAAGGCAGUGAUGAAGUAUGGGAAGAAACCGUUUGUGAUAGACGAGAACAAGCGUGACACCUAUAAGCAUCCUUUGGGCUCCCAUGAGCCAUCUGUCUUGACGACCUUUGAAGGAGAAUUAAAGCAACUCAUGGUGGUAGGUUUAAGCUCUGAGCAUGGUUAUGCAAGAAGUCUAGCUCGCUUUGCUGCUGAUCUUGGGCCUGUUGUUUGGAGAAUGGCUUCAAAGAAAAUUGAAAGUGUCUUGCCAACAGGACUUGAGUUUGGUCCUGGAUGGGUAGGAGAAAAUAAAGCAAUGGAGAAGCAUAAGGUUUCAAACAACCCUGUAUCUGAUAACCAUUUAAGCAGAUUUCAACCUGCAACUUCUUCUAGUAGAGAUGCAGCAUGGAGUAGAGAAGACAUACCAGAAACUAUUGGUGGAUUGAAUUCUAAAAAUGAGUUAACUACACUGAACAGUGGUGUUGGUGGGAUGAAAUCUGUGCCCUCUGUCCCGAUUCAGCAGAAACUGAUGAUUCAUCCCAAUAUGAAUGGUUUCAGUGGAGGAGUUGGAUAUAAUUCAUCUCAAAUGGGGAUGGUGCGGCCCGUGGCACCUACAGGAAAGUUCGGUAUGGAGCACCCUACAGUGCCUCCCCAAAUGUUUGGUGUGGUUCCAUCUAGCAACAAUACCUUCCUUUCAAUGCCUGGGAAUGAUUUUAAUUCGAACAAAGCUACGCUGUCAGAAACUUCAAGUGGAUUAUUGCAGUCUGGAAUUUCUCCAGCUGUAGGCUCCAGCUCUGACUCUCGUACAUUACGCAAUGUGGGAUUUGGUGGCAAAUCAUCUUGGCAGGGAUUUUUACCAUAUAAUCAACAAGGUAAUGUUCCAUUUCCACCAGACCUGAAUGUUGGAUUCUUGGCACCUGGUUCACCUACUUCUAGCGUGCCAAUUGGUUCACCACGGCAGCCAGAUUUAGCAUUGCAGCUCUGA